This is a messenger RNA of Phodopus roborovskii (desert hamster), 1876 nucleotides long. It is a transcript of the gene Arrb2, whose product is annotated as arrestin beta 2. Gene Ontology annotation, biological process: signal transduction; G protein-coupled receptor internalization; positive regulation of ERK1 and ERK2 cascade. The coding region runs from base 148 to 1473 and encodes 441 amino acids. Gene Ontology annotation, cellular component: cytoplasm. Gene Ontology annotation, molecular function: angiotensin receptor binding. Lineage: Eukaryota; Metazoa; Chordata; Mammalia; Rodentia; Cricetidae. The record is from RefSeq and is a predicted model, not a curated record. The transcript has 16 exons.
CCAGACCCGAGGGGAGGGGAAGGAGGAGAAAGAGAGAGGACGCGCGUGCGCAGUGGCGCGCGGGGGGGGGGGAACCUGGCAGUGGGCAAGAAGGCUGCGAGCGAGCCGCGAACCCGGCAGGCGGAGGGCGGCGAGCGCGCGCGCACCAUGGGGGAAAAACCCGGGACCAGGGUCUUCAAGAAGUCGAGCCCUAACUGCAAGCUCACAGUGUACUUGGGCAAGCGCGACUUUGUAGAUCACCUGGACAAAGUGGAUCCUGUGGAUGGCGUGGUGCUCGUGGAUCCUGACUACUUGAAGGACCGCAAAGUGUUUGUGACCCUCACCUGCGCCUUCCGCUAUGGCCGAGAAGACCUGGAUGUACUGGGCCUGUCUUUCCGCAAAGAUCUGUUCAUCGCCACCUACCAAGCCUUCCCCCCCAUGCCCAACCCACCCCGGCCCCCCACCCGCCUACAGGACCGACUGCUGAAGAAGCUGGGCCAGCAUGCGCACCCUUUUUUUUUCACAAUACCCCAGAAUUUGCCUUGCUCUGUCACACUGCAGCCAGGACCAGAGGACACAGGGAAGGCCUGCGGAGUCGACUUUGAGAUUCGUGCCUUCUGUGCCAAAUCCCUAGAAGAAAAAAGCCACAAAAGGAACUCUGUUCGACUUAUCAUCAGAAAGGUACAGUUUGCCCCAGAGACGCCUGGCCCCCAGCCCUCAGCAGAAACCACACGCCACUUCCUCAUGUCUGACCGGAGGUCCUUGCACCUAGAGGCUUCCCUGGACAAAGAGCUGUACUACCACGGGGAGCCACUCAAUGUCAACGUCCAUGUCACCAACAACUCCGCCAAGACCGUCAAGAAGAUCAGAGUCUCUGUGAGACAGUAUGCCGACAUUUGCCUCUUCAGCACCGCACAAUACAAGUGUCCUGUGGCUCAGCUUGAGCAAGAUGACCAGGUAUCUCCCAGUUCCACGUUCUGCAAAGUGUACACCAUAACCCCACUGCUCAGUGACAACCGGGAGAAGCGUGGCCUCGCCCUGGACGGGCAGCUCAAGCAUGAAGACACCAAUUUGGCUUCCAGCACCAUGGUGAGCAGUAAAGGACCCGGAGGAAGGAGGCAUUGUGGAUGUGCAAGCAAAGAAGGCUCCAGGCAGAGAGAUCUGCAAGCUUCAAGGCUCAGCGUGAAGGAAGGAGCCAACAAGGAGGUGCUGGGAAUCCUGGUAUCCUACAGGGUCAAGGUGAAGCUGGUGGUGUCUCGAGGCGGGGAUGUCUCCGUGGAACUACCUUUUGUUCUCAUGCACCCCAAGCCCCAUGACCACAUCACCCUUCCCAGACCCCAGUCAGUCCCCCAGGAAACAGAUGUCCCUGUGGAUACCAACCUCAUCGAAUUCGAUACCAACUAUGCCACAGAUGACGACAUUGUGUUUGAGGACUUUGCCCGGCUUCGGCUGAAGGGGAUGAAGGAUGACGACUGUGACGACCAGUUCUGCUAGGAAAAGGGGCUGGGAGAGGUAGGGGCAGGACCAAGAUCCCACUGUCAUUUCGGGUGGGAGGGUCCCAGCCUCUCCUCCUAACCCAUCCACCCAAGAUAACGCACUGGACCCAUCACUUGUUGAAAGUGGGCAUUAAUCUUUUGACUUCAGCUCUGCUGCCUUAGCCCUGCUCCCCAGGUGGCAAGCUGUGUGCACACCUAAAAUUUCGGGAAGGGAACCCUGAAAAUGAGGAGCGAUAGCAGAGAAAAGUAGGAAAGACUCCCACACUUGGCCUCAUACCAACCCACCCCCAAGUCACCACUUCUGCCUCCCAUUCCUCGAAGAUGAAACUUUGGGCGGGUUGGGGGGCAAGGCCAUUUCUUUGUUUCAGAGCAUAGGGAAGAAAUAAACCUUUGAAUAGGUA